Molecule: messenger RNA, 745 nt
Organism: Aphis gossypii (cotton aphid)
Lineage: Eukaryota; Metazoa; Arthropoda; Insecta; Hemiptera; Aphididae
Product: bifunctional glycosyltransferase pgtA-like
Exons: 5
Source: RefSeq, a predicted model, not a curated record
GUUAGGUGAUACAAAUCAUAAUUCUUUAUUGGAUAAUUUUCUGGCUGAUGAUGAUGAUGAAUGGAUAAAUAAUAAUAUUUAUGAUAAUAAUGAAGAUAACAUUAUAAUAAAUUCAAAUUUUCAAAUUCAAGAAAAUGAUGAAAACGCUGAUGGUGUAAACAAUAAUGUAGGUAAUAACUCAAAUUUGAUUCAAGAAGAUCCAGCAGAAGUUCAAAAACAAAUUAUACGUCAGUUAGUUACAUUAAACGCUAGGAUUAAAGAGCAGAGUGAUUAUCUACACAGUAUCAUGAUGAUUGUAAGUGAUGUACAAGAAAAACAAAAAACAUUGGUUCAACCGAUCAUAGCGUUAACUAGUAAUCAUGAGUUUGAAAAUGCUUAUAAAAUGCUUCCUAUUCAAAAUGAAGAUUCAUUGAAUAGUUUAAAAGAUAUUUUAAGUAAUGAUGUCUUACAUGAUCAAACUGUAAAUCUUUUGUCCAAAAUUGGUGGUUCCAGUUAUAAAGAAACUGUUAGAAGAAUUUUGAGAAAACUGAUAACUGAUGAAUUUGCUAAGUUGUUUAGCUACACUGGCCAUAAGUGCAAUAAAAAAGCAUUCAAUAAAACAAUUUUGUGUUCUCUACUUCUUAAAGCCGUGCGUUCUUCUUCUUUCAACAACACAACAAUUAAAGAUAUCGAAAUUGUUGCUAGUAUUUGGCUCACAAAAGCAAGUGAAAGAUUAAAAACAACUUCAACAGAUUUUGAAGUUUAA